This is a messenger RNA of Blepharisma stoltei, 4336 nucleotides long. NCBI's taxonomy places the organism in Eukaryota, Ciliophora, Heterotrichea, Heterotrichida, Blepharismidae. The record is from the annotation of a GenBank genome assembly.
AUGGAUUCAGGUAAAAAGUCAAAAAAGAGCUUAAUGUCUGAAGACGAAAUUUUACAAAAUUUAGGCAGAUGAGGUGGCUUAGAAGCUGAACAAAUCAUAGAAAAAACAAGUGUGACCAAAAUUGAAAUUUCUUUAGAAGUCCUCGACAAUAUGAGCUUUUUAAGUUCCUUUGAAAAUAUUCGAAGCUUGACUUUGGUCGCUUUAAUGAUUGAAAAAAUAGAAGGGCUUAAUCACAUGCAGUUCCUAGAAGAAGUCUGGCUUGACCAAAAUUUUAUUUCGAAAAUAGAAGGAUUAGAAUUUUCAGUCAACCUAAAAAGGUUGCAUAUCUCUAAUAACAAAAUCGAAAUUAUAGAAGGCCUCGAGAACUGUGAAAACCUAGAAGUCCUCUGGCUUAAUGAAAACAAAAUAGACAGCUUGGACGGACUAUGGCGGCUUAAAUCAUUAAAGCAGCUUUGAGUCGCCAAAAACAAAAUCGUCAAAAUCGGCUCAACAUUGACAAAUCUAAAGAAACUUUAUGAUCUUAACCUGUCAGGAAACUUAAUUGGGAGCUUUAAAGACGUCCUGAACUUAAAAAGUCUGCCAGCCCUUGACAUUUUGACUCUAAAUGACCCUCAUUUUACUGAAAAUCCAGUCUGUAAUUUGUGCAAUUAUCAGACGUUUAUGAUUUUUCAGUUCCCAAAAGUAAAGAAAUUGGAUACUUAUAGUAUCACAGACGAGGCCAGAAGCUACGCAGAGGCUACUUUUUUGAAGAAACAGAUGUAUUAUAAUAUGAGGAUAAAAACAAUCAAAAGGACAGCUUCAAAUAUAAAAAUUGCACUUACAAAUUUAGCACAGAAAUACCAGCAGUUUUUAUUUGAUGAUCUUCUACCACUCGAAAAAGAACUCAAAUUAACUGAAAGCGAGUGCGAAAAUAGGAUGAACCCUAAAGAAAGCAUUGGAGAAUUGUAUAUCUAUAAUCCCGCAAAUGCUUUAGACUCUGAGCCUAUAAGUGUAAUAAUCCCCAAACUCCAAAAAAAGACCCAAGCUCUGCAAAAAGAAAUAUCCAGGGAAUAUAAAAACAUUAAAAAUGUUGACAAUAUCUGCCAUUUACUUCAGCACAAAGUAGAAAGAAUGUGCAAAGAAAACAUAAAUCGGCUUAUCACAGAGCUAGACACAGGUGGGAAUAUUAGGUUUGAAGAAGGCAAACCUGCCGAUAACUGAUACACAAGCUGCGUGGAUUUAUUGUUAUCCCGUUAUAAAGGGCUACCACAAGUAAAAGUCACCAAAGUUACGAGGAUCCACAACCGAUUCUUGAGAAAUCGCUUUGAAGAGAAGCUGGACCAGGUCACUGACACGUCAAGCUCUACCUAUAAGCGGAGUUUAGAGUACUUAUUUUAUGGGAUUGACACAAAUUUACCGUCAGAAAUCCAUAGGGUUAUGGAAGAAGGGUUUAGAACUCCUGAUGAGUAUAGAGAUAUAAACCUCCCAGGGUGCAUCCCGCUAGUAAAUUCAGUGCAGACUGCUGAGCUGUCAAGGCUGAGAAGCUGUGAUAUAGAGACAGAUAGGAUUUUUCAGUCUUCAGGGCAGCUGCUGAUAUGUAAAGUGUUUAUUGGGGAUGGAGUAGAAGAAAGCAAGGUUUCUACGUAUAGGAGCAAAAUGACAGUAGCAGAAGCCUGGCACCAGUUGCCUGUUAUGCUUAUUUGAAAAAUAAUUGCUUUGAAUAUACAAUAAAAGGCCUUUUUUAUAAUAAGUAUAGAAAAUCAAUACUAUAAGCUUAUAAUAAGGUAUUUUUACUAGGCAUAGACCAGAAGGAAAGUGCUGAGCAGUACACAGAACCCGAGAAGAUGACCCAAAAAUCAAGCUUUGGUUUAUAUUUGACAAUACAUUGGUAUUACCAGAAUACCUAGUAGAGUUUGAAUAUGUAGGAGGAAAUCUAAGCCUAAAAGAAAUCCCAGAAGGCUUAGAAACUGAAGAACUUGAAAAAUCUGAGCUAAGCUCUUUCACCUUAUCUUUAUCUGCAUUUAUAGAUCUCUGCAAGACAGACCAUGAAAUCAAACAUAUAAAAAUCGACCCAAAACUGCCUAAAAGGUCUACAAUUGCAGAAAUAACUGAGCAGGCAUUGUAUAAAGCAUCAAAAGAGCUGAAUAUUUUGAAUAUCACUAGUCUAAAUUUAUCGUGCAAUAAUAUCAGUAAUUUAUCAGCAAUAAAAGCGGCAGAAAACCUAGAACAUCUUUGCUUGAGUUUUAACUGUGUUGAGUCAAUAGAAGACUUAAAAGGCUGCUAUAACCUAAGAAAGCUUGAUUUAAGCCACAAUUUAAUUACCUGGCUUGACUAUGUAGAAGGACUGGUCUCUCUUGAAGCACUGCAUAUUUCUCACAACAAUAUUGCUGAUAUAAGAAAUUUAUUCAAGCUAAACCAUGUAAAAGAACUAUACUCUUUUAUUAUAAUUAUAAGGAUUACUAAUGAAUUUCUUAUAAUAAAAGAAUUUUUAGUCUAUAUAAAAAAGCAGCGUAUAUUAAAACUGUCAAUGAUUGGAAACCCUAUAGCUUCUCAUACAAGAUACAGACAGCUUAUUCUAAUAUCAUCAAAAAAACUGGCUAUGCUGGACUGAGAAAAAAUUCCUUCAGACGAAAAAGAAGAAUUCAGCAGCCAAAGCACAAUCUCAAUUACCCUGGAUAUGGUGAAGUCUCAAUCCAGCUUUGAAAUUGAUAUAUUUUCUAAGCCAAAAACAGAUUGGAUUAUGUCACAAGAAAAAUUAAUCCUAAACAACCAAAAAUUAACAACUUUGCAAGGCGUCGAAAUAUUUAACAACCUAAAAGUACUUUCCUGUGCAGGAAAUAUGAUAAAAGAAAUCGCAGGGCUCAAUAGAUGUAUACUGCUAGAAGAGCUGUGUUUAGAAAAUAACAUGAUUUCUAUAAUAGAAAACUUACAAAGUCUAGUGUAUCUGAAAAAGCUUAAUCUAGGCAGAAAUUUUAUCAGUAAAAUUGAGAAUUUAAAGGACUCAAAAUGCCUCACACAGCUUUCGCUCGAGGACAAUUUAAUUGAGUCACUGGCAGGUGUUGAAGAUUUACAAGGGAUUAUGGAGCUUUAUAUAUGAAAUAACAAACUUUCUAACCUAAAAGAAAUUCUGCUGCUAAAAGGGCUGCCAAAACUUAUGAUUUUAGAUAUAUACGGCAACCCGCUUUCUAAAGAGCAGAAUUCCCGACUUUAUAUGAUUUUUAACCUGAAAAAGCUUAAGGUGUUAGAUGGGGUUGGGGUAGAAAGUUCAGAGCAGCACUACGCUAAAGAGUCAUACGGCGGAAAACUAAGUGAAGAUAUAUUACAGAGCCGCUUAAAUGGGAUUCAUCAGUUUGAUAUAAGAGUAUUAGAUUUAUCGUCAGCAAAACUGAAAUCUUUUGACAAUGUGUUUAACCAAGAAUUAUUCCCUAACCUUGUAGAACUCAAUUUGACGGAUAACCAUUUAGUAUCUUUAAGGUGCUUUGGGUUUAUGCCGAGGCUUGCUAAGCUGCAGCUAUGCAAAAAUAAAAUCGAGUCUUUAAGCUGUAACGAUGCUAAAGGGAUUUCUGCGCUACCGAAUUUAGAAGCGCUAGAUUUGUCGUAUAAUAGCUUAGAAAGCUUAUAUGGGCUGCAGUUUGGAAAGCUCUCACUACUAAGAGUGCUGGUGUGCUCUAAUAAUCAGAUAGAAAAUAUUGAGUACUUGGAAAAUCUGAUUAAUUUAAGAGAAUUGGAUUUGGCUGCAAAUAAUAUAAAACAAAUAGAUUUCAAUUCAUUAGCAAAUCAGCCAAAUUUAAGAUUUCUAAGACUUGAUGAAAAUAGGAUCCGAAGUUUAUCAAAUCUUGGGCAUCUAGCCAAACUGCAGUGUUUACAGAUCGCUUCUAAUAGAAUUCAAGACUAUUUAGAACUUGAUAAGCUAGGAGACCUGAAUAACUUAAUGGAGCUUGGAAUUUCAAAUAACCCAAUUUCCAGGAAAACUCCAUACAGGAUCAGCGUAUACUAAAUUGCCCUGGAUUUGCCUUAAUAAUGAUUUUUUAAUAAAAAAAAUAAUUCAAUUUAAUUCAGCAUAAUCAAAAGAAUCCCCCAGCUCAUGUUUUUAGAUGGCCAAGAUGUGACUCCAGACGAAAAAGAAAAAAUUGAUAACGUUCAAGAUGUAAAGCCAUCACCAUUAGUCCAUCUUGCCCCACAGAAUAUAAAUAAAUUAGCUGGAAUAAAGCUGACUUCUGUCAACCUAGACACAGUUUUUGGGAAAAGUGAGAGGGAACAGAAUAAAAAACCUCCGAGCGCGCAGCUUGGAAAUGUGCUGGGCGUGACACCUUUGACAAGUCUUCUAAAAGGCAAAGGGCCUAAAGGCAGAAGAUAA